Molecule: messenger RNA, 3282 nt
Organism: Pocillopora meandrina
Lineage: Eukaryota; Metazoa; Cnidaria; Anthozoa; Scleractinia; Pocilloporidae
Source: the annotation of a GenBank genome assembly
AUGUUAGAAAAUGCCAUGGGUGAGGCAAGUGCCAGUGUGGCAGUCGUAACUGCAUUAAUGAGGCAGAAGUUGUCGGCUGCCAUAGAUGGCAAGAUUGACAAUUACACGGACCGUCUGGUCGAAAUGGCUGAUUUUCAAGAGCUUGUGAUAGAUCAGAGGGCCUUGGUCUCCUACUCUCUCCUCGUUUUCGUAUGCAAAAUGGCAUAUAUAUACGAAUAUAAACUGUGGAACAAAGAAAGUUGGCUGCACUGGGAUGGAAGCUAUCGGUUCUAUAUUACGACACAUCAGUUCUGAUGUUUAGUGAUUAGAUUAAUCCAUUUGAAACAGAGCGAAAGUGAUAGGUGCAUGGAUGGGAAGUUAAACCUUCAAGCUGAGCAAAUAAAAAUAACUGAAAACUAAUAAAUCAAAACAAAAUCUUGCAUUAAUCCCGUUUAAAUCGUGACUGUAAGUUAAUUAUGUGUCACGUUAGAUGUUGUCUAUUCAAUUUAAUGCAGAUUCUUGAGAAGGUUGGUCUACCAGAACUGUUCAUCCUCGUAGAGGAGAAAAUUGAAAAGGUUGUCCUUCCGAGUUAUGUGGAGGCCUCACGUGUCACUGAAACGUCUGUUCGGUUGCCGAAGGAAGUUAGUAGUGACACGGACAAAGCGUUGAAGAAUUUCUUCGCGUCAAUUACAACUUUCGACGUUCAGAACGUAAGUAUUGAUAAUAGUUUCAUGAUCAGUUGUUAUUUGUCCCAAUUCAUUAUUCAUACAAAUAUAUAUAUAUAUAUAUAUAUAUAUAUAUAUAUAUAUUGUGUGCAUUUUAUUUAUUUAUUUUUUUGGAUGUUGUAAAAUCUGGCCGGCCAUAAUUAUUAUUUUGACUUCCUUGUCAGGUUGCUCCCUUUGUCAAUAAUAGGAUAAAGCCCACUAGAUGCGGCUGUGGGGAAGCAGUAGCUUUUAAUGUGCCUUGCUUAGCUCGGCACAUUAAGGUUACUGGCAUCGACCCGGUAAUUACCGAUGCCAAAAUACGGCAUUUUAUAACGUCGAAAGCGAUUGGUUGCGUAGGCAAGUCGAACAAGUUUUGGAGCCGAACAACAAGCUCGACAUCUGCCCACAUAAGUAGGCGUUACCUUGAUGCUGAAAUUUUGGGUGGACUUGAUAAAGGUAAAAUUAUACGAUGCAAAAAAACUGAUAUGCUCUUUUAACAGUAGUUUUAAUUUUACUUUGCCCAUACCAUUUUGCGCAAAUAAGUGGGCAUAAGUGAGAGAACCUAGAGUCCAAAAGAGUCUUGCAUUCUUACAAAGUACAAAUAUAUACUACACACGUUUUCAAAAACGUCGUAAUUUGAAAAUAUAUAGAUAUACCUUUCCUGUUCUCAUUUAAAAUGUGAUAGACGAUGCAUGUAUAUUUCAAAUCAAAGGAACAAUACUUGAGGAACUAAAAGUGAACUGCCCUUAUGGGCAAUUGUUGUUUUUUCUACCAAUUUAUAUCGGUUGUCAGCGUCUUUCGGAGGAGACUAUAGCCUGUUUGAAGAGAAUUGUGUUGCUUUGAAGACCUCUUUGAUGUUUUUAAAAUCUUUAUGUAAAACAACCUUGACUGAACUAUGACUGUCUAUACACCACAACAAGUACAAAAGUACACAAGGCUUCUGUGAUAAUUCUGUUUUGCAAAUGAUUAUUGUUUUAUUUUCUUGUUUUCAGCUUUUUCAUCACUGACUGCCAGUACAUCAUCUAUAGUACGUACUAAUGAAUUGAAUUAAUUGAUUUAAGUACAAGUGCUUUACCAUGAAAACAAUCAAACCAAACAUGUUAUCAGUGAAAGUCAACCAUACAAAUUUCACAUCCAGUUCGAUUUUUUUGUGUCUUCUAGAUAAUGAUUUAUUUGGAGUAAGAAACUAUCAAAAAGGAAGCAUUUAACAAAAGAAUCUGAUAAAAUAUUACUCAGAGAUUGAAAAUUCACUAAAUGAGACAAAAUACUUAUUGAAGCUCCGUUUUCUAGAUGAUUCCCCAAGAGAAACAGACAUAGGCGAGACAAGCUCAUCUAGCGAUGUUCAAGGCAAGUUACAAUUUUUCCAGCAUCCCGUAUAUUUCAUGGCUUUUUUACGUUUUUUUAUGUUGUCAAGCAUGCUCGCCUGCAUCGUCUAUAUGUGACAAAAUCUUAUAUGCCCUUCCCCACGUUGAGACUUAAGAGAAAAACCAACGAGCAAUCAGGUUAUCAAGCAAUCAGAGAUUGAAAUAAUGCGAUAAAUCUCAGAAUGUAAUUUUUCAGUGCCACUUAUUAGCCGUGUUAUCUUUUCCUUAAGGUGAUGUACCAACAGAUGCUGACCAAGGUAAUCUUAAGAAUGUUGAUGAACUCGAUCUCCCCCGCCCUUUAGUAUUUCAAGAACUCGUCAAUUAAAAUUUACCAGAUUAAACAUAAACAAAGAAACAACAAGAAAGCUGUUCACACGGUUGAAAAGCAAGGUUAUCUCCAUUAUACUUGUGAAGAUUUUCUGUCGGCACCUCGAUUUCUAGAUUGUUUACUUUGAACUGUUCUUUUUGGCUGUUACAAAUCUCUCGAACUUUUUCAGACGCAAUAAUCGUGAGUGGUGCUGAAACAAGAGGUAUUUUUUGCUAUCGUACAACCAUAAAAUAUGUUUACUUUUCUCUCCUUUCUUCUCUUAUACUUGAUUCAUUUCCUGCAAAAAACGUGCAUCUUAAUUAUGUUGGAAAAAAGGGUAGGAAACCAUUUUUGUUAUAGAUUUGUUCUGAGGACUUAUCAACGUGGAUUUAUCAUCGCUGUUCUCAAUGCUCAAACCUACAUGAACGAUGCGCAGUGUUAUUUCCAUGGCAGUAUGCUAGCAUCAUGUUACGUUUUUGCAACUUAAUAAUGAUAUAAAUUUAUCGACUGUUGAUAGGGAGUGGAGAACCCGGCGUCUUCAAAAGUUACAGGUAAAAAUCCGCAUAUUUCACACGGAACCAUGGAGGAUGGAAACCUCCUGUUUUAAUGUAAUAAUAUUAGUCUGCCAUUAGAGUGUGCCCAAAAGUUUCGAAAAGACAUAAAUGACUAGAUUCCAUUUUUCAGUGCGUAUAUACUCUAGUUACGCAUAGAGGGCGUCCAAACGUAGAUCGUUUGCUGGAAGUUUAACCUGUGCAUGUCAAUUACCAGUCGGUUUUGCAUUUUAAUCACUGCCUAGAGAUUCUGUUGUUUGAACACCUGGAAAUAGAUUCUUCUUUAUACGAUCAUAAAAUAUAUAUUUCUUCUUUUCUUACAGAAACAAGGACUGGUGGAAGACAAGUCUCAAAGACGAAAGAGCGAAAAGGUAUGA